Molecule: messenger RNA, 13534 nt
Organism: Balaenoptera acutorostrata (minke whale)
Lineage: Eukaryota; Metazoa; Chordata; Mammalia; Artiodactyla; Balaenopteridae
Gene: BNC2
Product: basonuclin zinc finger protein 2
Exons: 9
Coding region: 1045-4260 (1071 amino acids)
Biological process (GO): regulation of DNA-templated transcription
Cellular component (GO): nucleus
Source: RefSeq, a predicted model, not a curated record
GAGGAGGGGGUGGCGGCAGAUCGGGAGGAGGAACUGGUCAUAGGGGACCCACACGGGCGAGUGCCCGAAAAGGAAAGCGACGCCGCGGUUUGCUGCAGUCGGAAUAAAGUUCGCGCCCUUUCCUCGGCGCUUCGCAGCCUCCCCUCCGGUCUCCCCCACUCGUUUUUGACAGCUGGGUGCUACCGGCCACCUCCACCUCCAAGCCCGCACCCCCCGGGGGGGGGCGCCAGUUUUUCCAUUCCCAGAGAGAGCAGGGGGAGAGAAAAAAAAGUAACAGGGCGCGGGAGAAACAUACAUCCUCCUUCACUAGCCCCCUAGAAUCUGAGGACAAACAACCAAACCAACCUACUUUUAUUUUGCAAAAGGGAAACAACAUUGUAGUCGCGACAGUUUUGGAGAGAGAGAGAGAGGAGAAACUUGUGCGGCUUGCAAAUCCGCUCGAGGUCACCUCGCCCGCCGGUUCCCCCCCCUACUCCGCCCCCCAGCAGCCCCCUCCCGGGACAGUCCGUUCCUUUUUUUUUUGUGCCGAGGAACCGGGGGAACUCGGCAGGCUCCGACUUGGGGAGCGAAGGCGACCCUGCACGCGGCUGUAAAUCAGUCACCUGAGCGCAGAGGGGCCGCGGCGAGGGCGCUCGCGGGCGGGCGGGGAGAGGCGGAGGCGGCGAGAGCGGCUGCCCGGAGGAAAUCGGGAGGGGGAGGGAAAGAAAGGCCGAGACUGAAGGAGCGUGAGGCGGCGGAGGGGCUGGUCCAGGCGCGGCCGCUAAGAGGAGACCAAGAGGCGGGGGCUGCACUUGACAACCAGCAUGCCGAGAUGGUCAUGGAUACGGCCUGAGAAUCUGCAUUUCUAACAAGCCUCCAGGUGACGCUGAUGUUGCUGGUGCUGAGACCAUACUUUGAGAUUGGAACACAGAAAUCAUUUUUGGAUUCUCCAUACUCUUUUCAGAAGAGGCAGAAGUGGAUGUGAGAGAAAGAGAGACACAGAGAGACAGAGAGCCAAAGAGGGCAAGAGACUUGACUUUAAGAGACUGCUGUACUGACAACUCCAUGCAGUUCGGAACCAGAACGACUCCGGCUGAACCAGGGUUCAUGGGGACAUGGCAAAACGCUGAUACUAACCUCUUAUUCAGAAUGUCCCAACAGGUUCCAGUGGCAUGUGCUGGCAGAGUGCUGGGUGCAGACUUCUGCCCAAACCUGGAGGAGCCAGACCAGAGGCUGGAAGUCCAGGCCAUCCGCUGCACACUGGUGAACUGCACGUGUGAAUGUUUCCAGCCGGGGAAGAUUAACCUGAGGACUUGCGAUCAGUGUAAACAUGGCUGGGUGGCACAUGCCUUGGAUAAGCUCAGCACGCAGCACCUCUACCACCCCACCCAAGUGGAGAUCGUGCAGUCCAACGUGGUGUUUGACAUCAGCAGUCUGAUGCUCUACGGGACGCAGGCGGUGCCUGUGCGGCUCAAGAUCCUGCUGGACCGUCUCUUCAGCGUCCUGAAGCAGGAGGAGGUGCUGCACAUCCUGCACGGCCUGGGCUGGACCCUGCGUGACUACGUCCGGGGGUACAUCCUGCAGGAUGCUGCCGGCAAGGUGCUGGACCGCUGGGCCAUCAUGUCUCGAGAAGAGGAAAUCAUCACCCUUCAGCAGUUUCUGCGGUUCGGAGAAACCAAAUCCAUUGUGGAGCUGAUGGCCAUUCAGGAGAAAGAGGGGCAGGCCGUAGCUGUACCGUCUUCAAAGACAGACUCAGACAUCAGAACUUUCAUUGAGAGCAAUAAUCGCACCAGGAGUCCCAGCCUCCUUGCCCAUCUAGAGAACAGCAACCCUUCCAGCAUUCAUCACUUUGAAAACAUCCCCAACAGCCUCGCCUUCCUGCUGCCAUUCCAGUACAUAAACCCGGUCUCAGCCCCGCUGCUAGGAUUGCCUCCGAACGGGCUGCUGUUAGAGCAACCAGGACUGAGGCUGCGGGAACCCAGCCUUUCGACCCAGAAUGAAUAUAACGAGAGCAGUGAAUCUGAAGUGUCUCCCACACCCUACAAGAACGACCAGACGCCCAAUAGAAACGCCCUGACCAGCAUUACUAAUGUGGAGCCCAAAACUGAGCCAGCCUGCGUGUCCCCCAUUCAGAAUUCCGCCCCGGUCAGUGAUCUGUCCAAAACCGAACACCCGAAAAGCUCAUUCCGGAUCCACCGGAUGAGAAGGAUGGGGUCAGCCUCUAGGAAAGGAAGAGUGUUCUGUAACGCGUGUGGGAAGACGUUCUAUGACAAAGGUACUCUCAAAAUCCAUUAUAACGCUGUUCACCUGAAGAUCAAACAUCGGUGCACCAUCGAAGGUUGCAACAUGGUCUUUAGCUCCCUCCGAAGCCGUAACCGUCAUAGUGCGAACCCUAACCCUCGCCUUCACAUGCCUAUGUUAAGGAAUAACCGAGACAAAGAUUUAAUUCGGGCCACAUCAGGGGCUGCCACCCCCGUCAUAGCAAGUACAAAAUCAAAUCUCACACUCACAAGCCCUGGCCGGCCCCCAAUGGGUUUUACCACUCCCCCACUAGACCCCGUCUUACAGAAUCCUCUCCCUAGCCAGCUGGUGUUUUCUGGGCUAAAGACUGUCCAACCAGUUCCUCCGUUUUAUAGAAGUUUACUCACUCCGGGGGAAAUGGUGAGUCCUCCAACCUCCCUCCCGACCAGUCCCAUCAUUCCAACCAGUGGUACCAUAGAGCAGCUCCCCCCAUUACCCUCUGAGCCAGCAGCGCCAGUAGUGAUGAUGGCCACUCAUGAGCCCAGUGCCGACCUGGCGCCCAAGAAGAAGCCCAGGAAGUCCAGCAUGCCUGUGAAGAUCGAGAAGGAAAUUAUUGAUACUGCCGAUGAGUUUGACGAUGAAGACGACGACCCCAAUGAUGGCGGAGCUGUGGUGAACGACGGGAGCCAUGACAAUCACUGCCACUCGCAGGAGGAAAUGAGUCCAGGCAUGUCUGUGAAGGACUUUUCUAAGCAUAGCAGGACCCGGUGCAUUUCAAGGACUGAAAUAAGAAGGGCCGACAGUAUGACUUCCGAGGACCAAGAACCUGAGCGGGACUACGAGAACGAGUCUGAGUCUUCGGAGCCCAAACUCGGUGAGGAAUCCAUGGAAGGGGAUGAGCACAUGCACGGCGAGGUGAGCGAGAAAGUCCUGAUGAACAGUGAGAGGCCGGACGAGAACCACAGUGAGCCCUCUCACCAGGACGUCAUCAAGGUGAAGGAAGAGUUUACAGAUCCCACUUACGACAUGUUUUACAUGAGCCAGUACGGACUGUACAACGGCGGGGGUGCCAGCAUGGCAGCCCUGCACGAGAGUUUUACAUCAUCUCUGAAUUACGGCAGCCCUCAAAAGUUCUCCCCGGAAGGUGAUCUGUGUUCUAGCCCAGACCCCAAAAUCUGUUAUGUGUGCAAGAAGAGUUUCAAAAGCUCCUACAGCGUGAAGCUUCACUACAGGAACGUUCACUUGAAAGAGAUGCACGUCUGCACGGUGGCUGGCUGCAAUGCCGCCUUCCCCUCUCGCCGAAGCAGAGACAGAAACAGAAAUUUACGGAUGGAAAGAACCAUAGGUCCAGGACAUCGAGACAGCCUGCAUCUCCGUAGACACAGUGCCAACAUCAAUCUCCAUCGUAAACUGUUGACCAAAGAACUCGAUGACAUGGGCCUGGACUCAUCGCAGCCCUCCCUUAGCAAGGACCUCCGGGAUGAAUUUUUGAUGAAGAUCUAUGGUGCCCAGCACCCCUUGGGGCUCGACGUCAGGGAAGACGCCUCCUCUCCCGCGGGGACAGAAGACUCCCACCUGAACGGGUACGGGAGGGGCAUGGCGGAGGACUACAUGGUCCUGGACCUGAGCACCACCUCCAGCCUCCAGUCCAGCAGCAGCAUCCACUCCUCCAGAGAAUCCGACGCAGGCAGCGACGAGGGGAUUCUCCUGGAUGACAUCGACGGGGCGAGUGACAGCGGGGAGUCGGCGCACAAGGCCGAGGUCCCCACCCUCGCUGGCAGCCUCGGGGCUGACGUUUCAGGAUCUCUGAUGUUCAACAGCUUGUCCGGGAGCAAUGGUGGGAUCAUGUGCAACAUUUGCCACAAGAUGUACAGCAACAAGGGGACCCUGCGAGUGCACUACAAAACCGUGCAUUUGCGAGAAAUGCACAAGUGCAAAGUCCCCGGUUGCAAUAUGAUGUUCUCCUCUGUGCGAAGCCGGAAUCGGCACAGUCAGAACCCUAAUCUCCACAAAAACAUUCCCUUCACUUCAGUAGAUUAGUCUCAGAAAGGACACUACAAAUGCCAGCUCUCACCAGAUGGCCUACGUAUUUGAACUGCCAUAGUCAGUGUGUGCUUGUGUACUUGGGAUGGUGUGUGUGUAUAUGUGUGUGUGUAUACACAUGUAUGCCUCUGUGUCUACAUAUAUAUAUAUACACACACACGUUUUCCUUUCUUUAGAUACAAAAAGAUAAACACUAGGUGCUUCUGAAGUUUUUUUCUCUUUUUCCUUUAUAGGUCGGAUCUUUCAUUUGGGGGUGAAAACAAAGUACCCUUUAAACACAUAUACACACAUACACACAUAAAAGCGUGCAACUAGCCCAAAUUUUGACAGAAUAAUAAUUCUUGGUCCUCUCCAAAGAGACAAUUUGUUGUACCCAUGACUGUUGCCUGCGAGAAAAUAAAAGGGAGAAAAAAAAAGAAACAAAAAAGGAACUCCUUAUAGUUGUCUUUUGUGAACUUUAAGGUUUUGAGAGAAUCUUCAAUUAAAGCAUGGCAGAUUCACCUGUAAAUAUUUAGCCUUGAGAGGCCAAUGAUGUAAAGCAGUUGUAUUGAUGGUUGUUUAACUCUUUUGUUUAAUUUUUACAGUUACAUCAGCUGUUAGAUAUACAGGAAAAAAAAUAGUUUGCUGGCUAGCUCUAUUCAUUUAUGUUAGCAUUAAUGCACAUUUUUUAAGGAAAAAAAAAACCAUGGUCUUGUUUUUACUACCUGCUAGAUAUAGUGAUAAAGAGGUGCUGGCAUGCCUUACAGCACAGAUCUGAUUUUUUAAAAUGUCCUGUACUAGUACAUAAAUCCAGUCAUGCACUUUUUUUCAUACACUACAAGGGGAUGUGUAAUAUCCAUGCUUCUUUUUUAUCCUUAAACUAUUGCCAUACUUCAAGUAAGUGUCUUUUUAAAAAAAUUCACUUGUAUAAAAAUGGUCUGGUCAGUAUAGGGCACAAAUGCCAAACAAAAGUAUUAGUGUUAACACAAAACUGCCAACUUUGCACAAGUUUCCAGAAAAGAAAAUACAAUUAGUCACUCAACAUAACCACAGGCCAAUUUGUCGGCCACCAGAAAACCGCUUUAGAAAAAAACACUUGGUGAUUCAAGUGCCAAAUGUUAUUACAAUCAACAGUGCAACCUUCUUGCUUAUAUGUUAAGUUACAUAAAAGGAAAACAAAAUUAUGUGGUGUGAAACAGCUAAGGCAUUUAUUCUUUAGAGGCUGGAUAAUAUUUCAGGAUACAAAAGCCCAAAUUACUCACUAUGGAACAAAGCUGAAUACAGUAAAAGAGUCGAGCACUCAUUCGCAAGGACCUAACCCUUAAUCCUUUAAAAAGAAAAAGUCUGAACUCGGUGGGUCUGUUGUGUGGCUAUGUAAUUUACUGCACGUUCUGCAGUAGUACUCUGAUUCAGGCUGGUUUGAUAGACAAAAAUCAAAGAUCUUUAACAGUGGCAGCAGCAGUACUUGGAAGCUUUGCAAACAUGUGCUGAACUUGAACUAAGCAACACUCCUUUCUGAAAAGCCAGAAGAAGGGGGUUUAAAAUAGGAUCUCUCACUGUUUAGUGUUUUGUGUUUCCCCACACGAUUUGUCAGAGAGAAAUGAAAGCAAGCCUGAAACCAAGCAAUCGAGAGUGAGAAAGAGGAGGGGAGAGGAUUCUCCAAACCUUUUCUGUUGUGUUUUGUUUUGUUUCCGAUGUUUACACACGUUGCCUGAGCUGGUUUACCACAUCAGCUGCCUCGGCUACCACAACAUACUGACUAAAUGAUGAUAUUUACUCAAGUUCAGUCUGCAGCCAAAACCAUUAGGGUGUGAGUUGCAGACUGUGUUUUGUUGUCUUUUUUUUUUUUUUUUUUUUAAGUGGAGGGGGGAAAAAAGAUAAACAAGGAAUAUUUUUUGUCAAACAGUACACAGUAAUUUAAAGAGAAUGUAUUUCUUUUCUGCAUUUAAGGGCCUCAAACAUUUCAGCAGUCUAAAGGUUAGAAAUACCCCCUUUGUCUUAACUUCUAAUGUUAGUUCCAUUUUUCAUAUGUUUUGUGAUUUUUUUCUAGGUUCACAUCAGCAUUCACUUCCGUUAAAUUUGCCAAAGGAAACUGUUAACAUGUUUCUCUUUUUAUUAUUCCUGUAGGAUUUAUCGUACCUCACAGUAUUUAUUGUUUCCAAAAAUAAGCAUCAUUAGUUGAGGAUUCAGUAUUUUUCUUUGUGAAGAUUUCACAAAUGAUAGAUUCUUAAAGAUAAGCUAGAUGUGUCUAGGGGCUUUAUCUUUUCAUCUCCUUCAGAGCAUGCUAUGGGGUUCAUUUAAUUCUUCAUUUGUUCUACAGUGAGGAGAGACCAAAAGUAUUUGCAGUACAAAAGAAAUUAUAUCAGACACUAUGUCUGUUAAAUGACAAAUGUUUACGGUUAAAAAAGCUGAGGAAUUUGUGCUAACCGUUUUUGUUUUCUUGUACCUUUGAAUUCCCCAAAGUCUUAAUUGCUUUAUUUUGGUGUUGUGUUAAAUUGAAUAGACAGAGAUGUUUUCCUUUGUUUGUUUUAUACCAUAUAAGACUCUGUACAGUAUGUUUGUGAAAGACUGAACUAGAAUAAUGAAAGUUUGUUUGCAAACAUUUUGGUUCUCUUAGCGUUCUCUGUGUUGCUGCUCUUGCCCUAUUAUCCAAAUGAUUCGAUUCCAAAAGAGUGGAAAAAAAUAUUUUUUGGUAUCCCACCAAAAGAUUAUGGAAACACUAGCUUUGGGAGUGUGCGUAGACUAAAUGACACUUUGUUUUAUGAAAAUAACAAAUUUUCAGCCAUUUUUAACAGUUACACUCUAGGUUGAAAUAUUAGAACUCAUCUUGUACAAAAAUCAGUGUUUACUCUGUUUAAUUUAAUGUCACCUAAAAGGUCAAAGAGCCCUAAUGAGUGAAUUACAUAGCUGUCAGCAGGUCACAGCAAACGAACCAGGCUUAGAACAAAUGUUUGUUACUUGCCACAAACCAGGCUAGUGUGGAUAGCCAGUUAGAACAAGCCCAGGAGUAACAAGAUUCUCAAGGUAGAAGUUCCCUUGCUCAGAGCAUGAAUGUGUUCACCUGCCUUUUGUUGGAGAAAUGGCAGUGAGUCCUGGACAACUUGCCCUUUUUUAAGUCUCUCCCCUUUGCUCCUAUUGUGCCUCAGGUGCCCACAUGUUAUGGUGGCCUUCUAAGUGGGUGUAUAACAUUUUCCAAUUUAAAGCCUAUUUGCUUAAAAGGGACAGGGGGAGUGGACGGAAGUGGUCCAUAAGAUGGAGAAUCAUGAAGUGUACAUUUCUUUUAGUCCCUCAGUGUUGCUUGUUCUUGGGUGUGUGCCUGAGUGCAUUGUUUGGACUUAACUCUAAAUCUAGUUAAGAUGAUGAUCUCAAGGCUUAUUUGCAAACGGGAAGGAUAAAGAGAUCAGCAUUUUAAUCACUGAGCCCUUCAUCUUUGCCCACUCAUACUCAUUUCUUUUUUCAUAGGAGUUUCCUAUUGUGAAACAGGUUCUGUUCAGCUGCCUCCAUUCUAUGCCAGCUGAAAAAGGAAUAGGGAUGCAGUUUUUUUAUCCAAGCAGCCUUUUCCCAUUUGAUUUUAACCAGCAUUUUGUCACAGGUACAAAAUUGGGCAGUAUUAUUAACGUGCAUGUUUGCUAGGCGGUGUUGAAAUGUACUGUUUUGAUCAUUUUAAACUAUGUGUUUGUAAAUAUCAGAAAGGCUUAGUCUGCUUUAGGGAGUAUUUGUGUGUUAUGGAGGGGGACGACACAGAGCAAGAAUAGAUAAUUUGGUUUUAAAAAUGUGAUAUAAAACGGGACAUUCUUUGUUCUGCUAUUAAUUGUAUCGAAAUAAGUCAAUGCAUUUCAGAUCUUAGUCCGGCUGCCCAGUUCAGCCUGAUGCCUUUUAAAGGUUUCAAAGUGUUAAUGUUUUCCUUCUCAAGGUGACAGACAUCUUUUGAAAUUGUUUUUAGCACAAUGGCGCCACUGUCCUUGUAGUGUAAUUUCUUUGGUCAUGAAUUUCCAGGCCCUUCCAGUAAGAGAAAGGCACUUCACUGGUUAAUAGCCUGUUAGUAUAUACAUUGCUCUUAAAAAAAAAAAAAAAAAAGCAAGCUUUGAAUAUAUCAAGAAUGGGCUGGCUAUUCCAGAGGCAUUCUCCUCAUUUUACUCAGGGGAAACCAUGCGCUAGGUUCCCACCAAAUAAAAAGUGACCUUUUGUUCCCCUUCCUCUGUACACACCCCUGACGUGUGCCAAGCAAAUAAGAACGGGGGCCCUUGGCAAUUAAAACAGAAAGAAGCCAGUAAUCAGAUUGAGAUGGACAUGCUGCUAACUGCCAACAGUUGACCUGAGCAGUCCUAACUUGCACUUGGUCUUUAGCGCUGGGUUAGAUUGACUAACAGAGUGAAUAAAGCUCAGCCCUCGUAAGACACGCUCCAUCUGCUGUCAUCAGAAACAGAUCAUCCGGAAGAAACCUUCUUUGAUCCUGUGGACACACUCCUUUUCUUGAACUUUUCAAAUUUAUGACAAAUUUCAGGGUUUUUUAAAAUCACUUAUAUUCCCCCAAACUUGGAAUAUUUAGAGGAUUUUGCUUUUCCCUCUCAUUCUUUGUCUAAUGGGAGGGGUCUGAAUGAGUACGGAGGGCAAUAAAAGGCAGGUGCCAAAGAGACUGGAGGGAAUCAGUUUUUUAAAGCAGAGUGAGGGCUAUUAAGUAGAGGAUUCGUACACUGCCCUGGCUUGAAGGUAACUAGAAAAGAAAACAGUGAAGGCACUGAAACGGUCACGAGAAAAGUCUGGUGCAGCUCAGCCUAGCAGCCAGUGAGAGCACAUCGAUGCAGUGCCCCCCAACGACCAGGUGCAUCACUGAACCCCAGUCUGAGGAGGGAGGAAGGAAGAAAGGAAGGCUGCUGCCUGGAAUAGCUCAAGUCCCUUUCAGAUCACGGGAGCCAGCUAGGGCAGUUGUGGAGGGGGUGUUCUUUUUUUCUUUUCUUUCUUUUUUUUGGAGUGGGAAGUGAUGCUAGAGUCCCUUAGGGAACAAAAAGAUCCAUUGGGUCAACUAGGUCCUAGAAAAGUCCAAUGGUCAAACCAAGCUCUAGUUGUGACAAGUGGAGUUGAAGGGCAUGGUAGCCAGCACGGAUCUGUUCUUUCUCCAUCAUUACUGUGGCUUGCCCCCGUAGCCGUGGUUGUAAUGCUAUGUGGCUAAAGAUCUGUUGAUCAAAAUGUGAGCUCAUUCACCUUUCUAGGAAGCAUAAGAGUAACUUUUCUGUUUUCAUAUUUUCCCUCCAAGCUGAACUGUGUGUGGUAGGUAGCCUUGCUUAUGUUAGCGUUAAGGCCAUAUCUGCUCUGUCCUAUAGUUGGAGAGUUGCUCACUGUAAACAUUAAUUUUCCAUUAGUAUUAUGUAAAUCCAGCUGUAAAACUGACUAGUGAAUUAAUCUAACAUCACUCUUGCCCAGACACCCAUCCUUUCCUGUGUCCUCCCAUUAUCCUCAUUCUUCCCACAUUUUGCACAAAAAUUAUAUUUAUGGUCAUUCGGCAAUAACUGGACAUCAAAUAGUGUCUUUUUGGCAUUUGUUGAAAAAUCCAAAUGCCUAAUAACAGGGGGUUUAAAAAAAAAGCUAAGCAUUUUUACAAGUACACUGAAUUGGAUCAGCAUUAUUGUUCAUUAUAAUGCUAUAUAUUUUUUUGAAGUAACGUACUAUAGUUGUCAUAAAACUAUCUUUAUUCUUCUCCUCUGAAGUGUUGUAAAUUCAUUUGACCUUUACUGCAAAAAAAAAAAAAAUCUUUUCUAUAUAGUGUAUCAAGACAAGGCUCAGUUUGUAACGAAUAGUGGACGGUUACAAAACAGGAAGGGAAAAAGCCAGGCUGAGCAGCGAGAAGCUUCAGUUCAAUUUCACCUCAUAUCUUUCUAAUAACUUACUUGUCACUUUAUUACCUUCCAGUAAUGUGAACGCUGCUGACAAGACUGUCACACUAACAGCAGACAACACCCUCUCUGCUUCAGCUCCAGCUCUCCUGGCUACUUAUUGCCCUGGCCCUGAAGGGACACAAACUAAUAGUGUGCUUUCCAGUUCAGCACUUGGCCAUCAAAUAUAAAAGGAUGCGUAAUUGCCUGUUUAUCCCUUGUGAAGGGGAAAUUGAGUACAAGGGCUAGGCUUUCCCACUGAGUUCCCUGAUGUACACACAUUCACACUCUCUCUCUCGCUCUCUCUCUCCCCCCACCCCCUCCCCCUUCUCCUCCCAGCACAUGAGCACGUACACACACCCACUAAACUGUAUCUUUGGUAAGCCCAAAGCUGCCUCAAGGUGCCCUCUCCAGCUAUUAAGUAGACAGUAACAAGACUACUUCUUAAGGGUCGGUAGAGACAUGCUGACUUUGAUGGCAUUCUUUGAGUCUUUGGAAACUUAAGUAUUGCAAUUCCAAGUCCAUGCAUUUUGGGAGUACUGGGUGUGGCCCUAAAAUUACAGCACAGUUUCUGCAAGUCAGUGACAAAAGUGGUAUUAGAUCGCCCCAUAUUCUGUAAGGAAAGCAUUAAAAUGUUUUUCCUCCCCUUCAAAAAGUGCACGUGUUGUAACAAAUUGGUUGUGCAUGAUGGUAAAAAAAAAAAAAAUUUUUUUUUUUUUUUAGUUUUGACACCCAACUGUUAAUCUAAAUGAACACAUGUCUUGCCAUGAGAACCUCCAAAUCCAUAGUGUAACAAGACAAAUUCACCUUUGUUUUGUUUAAUCGCACGGACAAUCUGAAAAAAAUAAUAAGGCACGGGGACUUUGACUUGAAUCACUAAAACAGAGACCACCCGAUACGUAAAAGUAAAUUCUCCACUUUGGGAAAAUUUUGGUAAGUACAAGCGCAUGAGCUUUACGAAAUCAAGUGACUAGGGGACAAAAGGUACAAAGGAAGAUCACGUGAAAGUGUUAUCUUCCCAAACAUCUUGAGCCUAAAUAGCAUGUAGGUAUUGGCUGCUAUUUUUGUAUAUUAAACUACUUAAAGGAUGGUAAAAGGUGGCUAGUUGGUGGCUAAAUGAAGUGCAAGAUCUCUGUGUGCAUCUUCCUUGGGGACUCCAUGCUUCCUUCUAACCCUCCAGAAGCAGGUCUGUUAGAAGCUGAUGACCGCCCCCCCACCCAAAACCUGGCUUUGAACAGUCACAUUUCAAAUCUAUUUGUCAACCAAAUAAGAUACAGGUGGGUGUCAUCUUUGAUACAAACUUCUGGAAAGAGAAAAGUGGCAGAUUUAGAGAUAGACGACUUACCAGGUCUGUGUUGACAAACCCGUGCUAAAAUAAUUGCAUUAACCAGGGUGAGGACUGGGAAGAAAAGCACUUUGAGUAAGGAUUCUUGGGGUCAGAGAAAAAGCAGUUGAUGUUUUUUUAAGUUCCCCCAGUAUGUAUAUAUUACAAUCAUUUAGCAAACAUCUUAAGAGAAUCUUAAUUAAAAAUUCAGCUGCCAAAAUUGCACAGAUUCUGCUAACUAAUAUGAGCUUUCCCCCACCCUUUAAAUAACAGGGAUGCUUAAGGACAGUUCUAAUUAUUUUAAUGUGUUUUUAGCUUCCUUUUUUAAAAAGACUCCUUGAAGGGAAGGAAGAGCAGAAAAAGGUAUUUUAACAAGAAUGGAGAGAAGUAGAUAGUAUAAAACUAUAUUUCUUGAAGAGAGACUAUCUUAAGCAUUAUACCAAGACUUUAUAAGGCUUCCUGUUGCCAAAUGUGAUGCUGAAAUAAUGCACAAGUAAGAUGGCAAAUCAAUCCAUUAUGAACCGGCUCUGCCCACUUCUGUUACGGAAUGCAAGGAUUGAGAGGUGACUCAGGGCAGGGGGGGACCCUGGAUGUGUGAGAGAGCUCCACUCAUCUGGCCCUGGAAACGCUUUCCACAAGAAGGGGAGAAAAGCCCAGCCCUCUUGGUAGUCCCCGGCUGCAAGGUGAGCUGACCUGGCACUGUUUCCACAGGGGCCAGGCUGCCCGUCCUUUCCAUGCUAGGCGACAAAGCAUCCCCCUGCCCUGCCUGUGAAUCAGUGCCAUGGCCAUGAGAAGCGUUGAUUCAUGAGGUAUGAUGCUCUUGACUCCCAAUGUGCUGAGUUAGUAGGUUUGCUUGAGAUGCAUAAACCAAGGUUGAAUUUUCUUUUUUCAUCUAGUACUCAAUUUGGAGCAUUUUGCAUGUCUUUGUACAGAGUAAUCCAUCCCUCUCAUUGCCCAUCUUAAUCUCCCCUGACUUUUCCAUUAUCUUUCCACUCCUGCCCUUUCUUCUUCUGAUCUCACCCACCCCUUAAAAACAUUCUUUUCUGAAGCAAGAAGGUAGAACACUCCCUCCCUCACCCGGAUUUUGAUGGCUUUGGAAACAUGUGUGUGUUCUACCCUGUCCAGGGUUUACAUAAUGUGGAUUAAGUGAAUGAGAUGUUCUAGCAUUAUAUAUUAAGCUUAUAUGACUAAGAUUUAUAAUAUAUGGUGCUCUCACUUUCCUGUGCAAACUUUGGUUCAGCUGCCCUGCGGAAAAGUCUUACCUUUUUCCUACCAGUGCCAGUAUGAACAAGGGCAGGAUUGCUAAACGUGGGUAUCUGGAGGUCUGAGGGGUGAGGGAAGGCGGAGAAACCAGGAGAAGACUUUGGUCUGAGGCCUCCCUGGGCCUUUCCUCAAAGGUGGAGGCGAGUCGGGGCUUCAGGAAAGAAAGCUCUCCGUUCUCUACUGCUUAUCAGGGACUAGGCCUUUUAGAACGAGCAAGAUCCCUUACCUGGUUGAGAGAACGCAUAACUUUCUUAUUCACCCCAAACCCACCGGUGUGUCUCGCUAACAAAAACAUUUGACUCAACCUGCCUAUUUGACAGCAAAAUUGGCCAAAAGGAAUUGAAAUCAUCUUAAGGAAAAGAAUUUUCUCCAAGAUAUGUCCUCUCCCUCCUCCCAGAGUUUGGGGGUUUAUGCUUUUUUCAUUUCUCUUCUCCUCUGCAUCAAACCAGCCUCUCUGCUCAGCCUGCCACAGAACCAAAUUUUGCACUACAAAAGGCAGCAGCACCAAGGGACGGGGACAGCUUGCAUCACCCUGAUCUGAUCAUUGUGACGUCGGUAGCUUCGUAAAUACUGUAUGUACCUUGAACAAGGGUUUUGUUUUUGUUUCGUUUUUGGUUUUGCUUUUCGGUUUGUUUUUAUUAGUAGUCUGAGGGAAUUAAAAGUUUUUAUUUGCUAUUUCUUUUGUUGUAUUUUCUGUACUAUAACUGUCUACAGUAUGUCUUUUGCAUAAAAUGCAUAAGGGUUUGGGGAUGUAAAUGGAAUUUUAUUCAUAUUUUGUCCAAAUACCUCUUGUAAUUUGUAUCAAAAUUCUUGUACAAUUUUUAUAUUAAAGAUU